AUGGAAAACACAGCAGAGCAUGAUGAAGCCCUGGAUGUUUAUGUUGACAUCGACCCAGCUGCCGCUAUAGCGACAGAUGAUGAGCACUCUUUGUCCAUCAAAGAAGCCUUCAAACGCUACCCAACGUCAGUGUUUUGGGCCAUUGCAAUGUCUCUCACCAUUGUAAUGGAAGGCUACGACACAAUUCUCAUUGGUAGCUUAUUUGCCUACCCCUCAUUUGUCGACAAGUACGGUGUCUAUGAAUCCGAUCCGGUUGUCAUGUCGGCCUUCAUCUUCAUUACUUUCUUUGCACCCUCUAUCCAGGUCCUUACAGCUGGACAAGUCCUGGUCGGCAUACCAUGGGGUAUCUUUGCCAUUAUGGGAUCUGCAUAUUCCUCAGAAGUGUGUCCUCUAGCUUUGAGAGGCUAUUUGAUCUCUUUUGUCAAUAUUUGUUGGGUCAUCGGCCAGUUCGUGGCUGCUGGAGUCCUGCAAGGUCUGGUUAACAACAAUACGGUAUGGGCGUUCAGAAUUCCGUUCGCCAUUCAGUGGGCGUGGCCGAUUCCCCUGUUUAUUCUUGCUCUUCUAGCCCCAGACUCGCCAUGGUGGCUUGUUCGCAAAGGCCGGCUGGCUGAAGCAGAAAAGUCGAUCCGCAAACUGCCACCUGGAUUGACGGAUACGCAAGUCAAGCAGAAACUCGCUAUGAUGGCUGAGUCGAGCUAUCGCGACUGUUUCAAGGGCACAAAUCUUCGUCGAACCGAAAUCGCCUGUGUGAUACUCGCUGCACAGACACUUCCUGGAGAAGCAAUGUGCUACAGUGCAUCGUAUUUCUUCACACAAGCAGGAUUGCCAUCUGAUGAUGCGUAUAAACUCAAUCUCGGAAGCAUUGCGCUCGCUUUCAUCGCUACUUGUUUGUCAUGGGUUCUCAUGACUUUCUUCGGCCGUCGAACGCUUCUGAUCAUCGGCCUAGGCCUCCUAACGUUGGACCUGCUUAUUAUUGGCUGCCUAUCAUACGCAGUAGGCUCCUCGGCUCAAUGGGCUCAAUCAGCCCUUGCCAUGCUCUGGUUAGGCAUUUACUCGGCCACUCUCGGUCCUCAGUCAUUUGCCUUGGCUGCGGAAAUCUCUGCCACACGUUUGCGAUCACAAACAAUCUCUCUAGCCCGCAAUGCUUACAACAUUGUUAAUAUCAUUGACAAUACAGUAGAAUCUUAUCUAAUUAACCCCACAGAAGCCAAUUUGAAGGGGAAGACAGCGUUCUUCUGGUUCGGCCUCGGGGUCCUUACAACAACUUGGGCGGUUUUCAGGCUCCCAGAAACCAAGAAUCGAACAUAUGAAGAGCUGGAUGUAUUAUUCGAGAGACAUGUUCCAGCGUGGAAAUUCUCGUCUGCUCAAAUCGACGUCGUGGCAGAAACAGAAAUCAUACAAGCAGGCGAAAAGGGAACUAAAACACAGCAGAUCGAAUACGCGGAGGCAGUUUGA
Messenger RNA from Trichoderma virens Gv29-8, 1455 nucleotides. RefSeq lists its product as uncharacterized. Gene Ontology annotation, biological process: transmembrane transport; carbohydrate transport. NCBI's taxonomy places the organism in Eukaryota, Fungi, Ascomycota, Sordariomycetes, Hypocreales, Hypocreaceae. Bases 1 to 1455 code for a protein of 484 amino acids. The transcript has 3 exons. Gene Ontology annotation, molecular function: carbohydrate:proton symporter activity. The record is from RefSeq and is a predicted model, not a curated record. Gene Ontology annotation, cellular component: membrane.